CGAAACCUUAUCUGACUCCCGAGUCCCAAACCGAGCUAAGGCCGCAGGGCACCGGAAUCGAGCAGAAGGCAGCUCCGAGACAUGGCGGCCCUCUCCAUGGCGGCGCUCCCCCUCUCUUCAUCCCUCUCCAUCGUCAGCCGAGGAGGAAACCCUUCGGCGUCUCUCCCUACCUCUCUCUCCUUCCCCAAUCCCUCUUCUCCUCCCAAGCGCGGAGCCCUCACCAUCCGUUGCGUUCGAGUAGGGGGCGUGGAGAUCCCCAACAACAAGAGGGUGGAGUUCUCCCUCCAGUACAUCCAUGGCAUCGGCCGCUCGAAGUCCCGCCAGAUCCUCUUCGACAUAGGAAUGGAGAACAAGAUCACCAAGGACCUCACCGACGAGGAGCUCAUCUCUCUCCGUGAUGAAGUCUCUAAGUAUAUGAUCGAAGGAGACCUCAGACGUUUCAACAGGCUGGCUAUCGAGAGGUUGAAGGAGAUCAGGUGCUACCGCGGCAUUCGGCACGAGAUGGGGCUUCCCUGCAGAGGCCAGAGGACCAAGAACAACUGCCGCACGCUCAAGGGAAAGAGGGUCACCGUCGCUGGCAAGAAGAAGGCCAAGUGAUUCCCUGCUAUUUUUUUCCCCUCAAUGCUUUCAGAAUUGGCAUUAUGUCAAAUAGCUUGUUGUACAUUUAUGACAUGCUUUAGUUUAAGUUCCUGUUCUCUCCAUAAUUUGGAGUUAGACACCCAAUGCAUUACUGGACUUGGCCUUGCACAAUGGUUACAAAGGACUAGUUAAAUUGAUGCUUGAUGUGAAUUGGAAGUAAGCUAUAUAACAUGCUUAAGGUGAUGCUUAUAGGUGAUGUGUGUGUUAUUUGGCUAACAUGGGAUGAAGUUUGUGUGGAAUUGGUGUUUCAA
This is a messenger RNA of Phoenix dactylifera (date palm), 890 nucleotides long. Its product is annotated as Ribosomal protein S13/S18 family. Lineage: Eukaryota; Viridiplantae; Streptophyta; Magnoliopsida; Arecales; Arecaceae. Gene Ontology annotation, molecular function: structural constituent of ribosome; RNA binding. The record is from RefSeq and is a predicted model, not a curated record. Gene Ontology annotation, cellular component: mitochondrion; small ribosomal subunit; ribosome. Gene Ontology annotation, biological process: translation.